This is a messenger RNA of Suncus etruscus (white-toothed pygmy shrew), 2435 nucleotides long. RefSeq names its product histone-lysine N-methyltransferase PRDM9-like. NCBI's taxonomy places the organism in Eukaryota, Metazoa, Chordata, Mammalia, Eulipotyphla, Soricidae. Bases 193 to 2028 code for a protein of 611 amino acids. Gene Ontology annotation, molecular function: zinc ion binding; DNA-binding transcription factor activity, RNA polymerase II-specific; RNA polymerase II cis-regulatory region sequence-specific DNA binding. Gene Ontology annotation, biological process: central nervous system development; regulation of transcription by RNA polymerase II. The record is from RefSeq and is a predicted model, not a curated record. Gene Ontology annotation, cellular component: nucleus. The transcript is spliced from 6 exons.
UGAGCUGCUUGUCGCUGUCCGGACCCACAGUUUCGGGGUUCCCCGCGGGCUCAGGGGCCUCUGGAGGGACGAUUUUCGCUCCAGCAGUCUGUCGAGAAGCCUCUCUGAGCCACUCGGAGCUGCGGGUUUCGGCCAGGGCUUUCUGAAAUGAGCCUUGCUGCUGCUCUUCAGGGAUAAUCCAAGCUGGAGAAGAUGGGGCCACACCGUCUGAUGUCCUCUCCCCAGGACACAGUGACUUUCCCUGAUGUGGCCGUGAGUUUCUCCCCAGAGGAGUGGCUGUUCUUAGAUGCCUCUCAGAGGAAGAUCUACAAAGAUGUGAUGCUGGAGACCUACCAGCACCUGUGGACAGUAGGGCAUUGUAGUGUGAAGCCUGCGCUGAUCUCAUGGCUGGAAGGAGGAACCUUGGAGAGGAUGCAGAGAGGCAUGUGUACAGACAGCCUUGUUAGUAUCUACUCUAACCAACAUCUUUCUCUUUCAGCAGAACCAAAGCCAGAAAGCCAUCCAUGCCCCUUUUGCUCUUUCGCCUUUUCCAGUGAGAACUUCCUCAGUCGUCACAUCAAAUAUAUUCAUCCCUUUUGGAAUCUCUCAGGAACAUCUGCAAGAACACACCCUCAAUUAGAUGAUUCUUGUCCACGUGAUCAAAACGAAUGGGAGCAACAUUCAGAUCCAUAUAAGGAAAAAUUGGACAAACCAAGGAAUGACAAACUUGAAAGUCAAAAGCACAAAGAAAACUCCAUACUUUUGGCUAAGAAGACAAAGCAUAAAAGAAUUUCAAGAGCCUUUUCUAGCCUAUCUAGCAGUCAAAUACAGAGUUUCAAUAAAAAUGAGAUGACAGUGGAAGAAGAAACUAACACAGGACAGAAAGAAAAUACAAAGGACACAGGUAGUUCAGUUUCAGGGACAGGAAAACCAAGAGUUUUAAGAGACAAAUAUGUAAGGCCUAGGCAAGACUUCAAUGAUGGAUCAAAUCUCAUCACACACCAGAGGACUCACACAGAGAAGUCCUAUGUUUGCAGGGAGUGUGGCCAUUUUUUUAAUUACAGUUCACAUCUCAUUGCACACCAGAGGACACACACAGGGGAGAAGCCCUAUAUUUGUAAGGAGUGUGGGCGAGGUUUCAGUCAAAGAUCAGGUCUCAUCACACACCAGAGGACACACACAGGAGAGAAGCCCUACGUUUGUGGGAAGUGUGGGCGUGGCUUUAGUCAGAGUUCAAGUCUCAGAGGACACCAAAGGACACACAAAGGGGUUAAGUCCUGUGUUUGUAGGGAGUGUGGACCUGGCAUCAGUCACUGUUCACAUCUGAGUGUACACAGGAGGACAUACUCAGGGGAGAAGCCCUUUGUUUGCAAGGAGUGUGGGCGAGGCUUCCGUGAUAGAUCAAAUCUCAUCCAACAUAGAAGGACACACACUGGGGAGAAGCCCUAUGUUUGCAGGGAGUGUGGGCGAGGCUUUAGUCAGAAGUCACAUCUCAUCACACAUCAGAGGACCCACACGAGUAAGAAGUCCCAUGUUUGCAGGGACUGUGGGCAAGGCUUCAGUCGCAGGUUACAUCUCCUCACACACCAGAGUAUGCACACAGGGGAGAAGCCCUACAUUUGCAGGGAGUGUGGGCAAGGCUUCAUUUGGAAGUCAGUUCUUAUCACACAUCAGAGGACACACACAGGGGAGAAGCCCUAUGUUUGCAGAGUGUGUGGGCGAGGCUUCAGUCGGAGGUCAAGUCUCAUUACACACCACUGGACACACACAGGGGAGAAGCCCUAUGUUUGCAAGGAGUGUGGGCGAGGCUUCAGUUGUGGGUCAUACCUUACCAAACACCUCAGGACACACACAGAGGAAAAGCCUUAUGUUUGCAGGGAGUGUGGGCGAGGUUUUAGUUGGAGUUCAGUUCUCAUCACACAUCAGAGGACACACACAGGGGAGAAGCCCUUUGUUUGCAGGGAAUGUGGGCAAAGCUACAGACAGAGGUCACAUCUCAUCAGACACCAAAGGAAACACACAGGGGAGAAGUCCUAUGCUUGCAGGUAGUGUGGCAAGGCUUCAGUUUAUGGUCAAGUCUCAUCACACACCAAAGCAUGCACACUGGAGAGAAGCCCUGUUUUCAGUUUAAGUUUCAAUGGAGGUCAGGUCAUCACACACCAGUUAACACACAUACAUGAGAAGAAGCCCUACAGUCUGAAGGGAAUGUGGGUGAGGUUUCAGAGUGAGGUAAAGUCUUAUCACACACCAGAAGAUAAAGGGGAGAAGCUAUGUUUGCAGGGGGUGUGACCCAGGCAUCUUUUGGAGGUUGAAUCUUAUCAAACACCAAAGAUUCACAAAGGAGAAGCCCUUUGUUUGAAAUAAAGUUGACCAAUCAACAGUAAAUAACAGCAUCUACAUAGGUCAAAUUAUGCCACUAUAAAGUGUGUAGUGUACCUGAGAAUAUUGCCAGGGAC